AUGUAUUGCCGUGGGAGGGGGAAUGUACGUCCAUUUUACCCUCUGUGUGUUGGCACCGUGCAGACCUGCAAAAAGAGGAAGUUCGUCAAGGAUGGCGUCUUCCAGGCCGAGCUGAAUGAGUUCUUGUCGUGCACACUGUCAGAGGAUGGAUACUCUGGAGUGGAAGUCCGCGUUACUCCCAUCCGCACAGAGAUCAUCAUCCGCGCCACCAGGACCAGAGAGGUUCUCGGUGACAAGGGACGCCGUAUCCGGGAGUUGACCUCCGUCGUUCAGAAGCGCUUCGGCUUUGCGCCUGGCUCGGUGGAGCUUUUCGCUGAGCGUGUGGAGCACCGCGGUCUCUGCGCCAUGGCACAGGCCGAAUCCCUGCGCUACAAACUUCUCAAGGGACUUGCAGUCAGACGCGCAUGCUAUGGUGUCCUGCGCCACAUUAUGGAAUCCGGAGCUAAGGGUUGUGAAGUCGUUGUUUCCGGCAAGCUGCGCGCCCAGCGAGCCAAGAGCAUGAAGUUCAAGGAUGGCUAUCUGAUCUCCACCGGAGAGCCCUCGAAGAUGUUCGUCGACCAAGCGAUCCGCUCCGUCCAGCUUCGACAGGGCGUCCUUGGAGUUCGCGUCAAGAUCAUGCUGCCUCACGAUCCCGAGGGCAAGCAGGGUCCCUCCACGCCGCUUCCUGAUACGAUUGUCGUGCUGGACCCCAAACCCGAAAUACCUGUCGUGCAACCUGAGGAGAUGGUCGAAGGAGGUUAUGGUCAAAUGUGA
Molecule: messenger RNA, 753 nt
Organism: Besnoitia besnoiti
Lineage: Eukaryota; Apicomplexa; Conoidasida; Eucoccidiorida; Sarcocystidae
Product: ribosomal protein RPS3
Exons: 3
Coding region: 1-753 (250 amino acids)
Biological process (GO): translation
Cellular component (GO): nucleus; cytosolic small ribosomal subunit
Molecular function (GO): structural constituent of ribosome; RNA binding
Source: RefSeq, a predicted model, not a curated record